This is a messenger RNA of Orycteropus afer afer, 1593 nucleotides long. NCBI's taxonomy places the organism in Eukaryota, Metazoa, Chordata, Mammalia, Tubulidentata, Orycteropodidae. The record is from RefSeq and is a predicted model, not a curated record.
AUGGCCAAAGGAGAGGGCGCCGAGAGCGGCUCAGCGGCGGGGCUGCUGCCCACGAGCAUCCUCCAAAACGGUGAACGGCCGGCCCAGGUGAAGAAGGAACCAAAGAAGAAGCAACAAUUGUCCAUUUGCAACAAGCUUUGCUAUGCCGUUGGGGGGGCCCCUUACCAGGUGACAGGCUGUGCCCUGGGGUUCUUCCUGCAGAUCUACCUCUUGGACGUGGCUCAGGUAUACCCUUUCUCUGCCUCCAUCAUCCUGUUUGUGGGCCGGGCCUGGGAUGCUGUCACAGACCCCCUGGUGGGCUUCUGUAUUAGCAAAUCCUCCUGGACCCGCCUGGGCCGCCUCAUGCCCUGGAUCAUCUUCUCCACACCCCUGGCCAUCAUCUCCUACUUCCUCAUCUGGUUUGUGCCUGACUUCCCGAGGGGCCAGGCUCUGUGGUACUUGUUUUUCUACUGCCUCUUUGAGACACUGGUCACGUGUUUCCACGUUCCCUACUCAGCUCUUACCAUGUUCAUCAGCACAGAGCAGAGCGAGCGAGAUUCUGCCACUGCAUACCGGAUGACUGUGGAGGUGUUGGGCACAGUGCUGGGCACAGCAAUUCAGGGGCAAAUCGUAGGACAAGCGGAUACACCUUGUCUCCAGGACUCCAAUGGCUCUGUGGUGGCUUCAGAAGGUGCCAAUCGCACACACCACAUCACUACUUCACUCAAAAAAACGCAAAAUGCCUACCUACUGGCAGCAGGGGUCAUUGCCUCUAUCUAUGUCAUCUGUGCUGUCAUCCUGACCCUGGGCGUGCGGGAACAGAGAGAACCCUAUGAGACCAAGCAGGCUGAGCCCAUGUCCUUUUUCAGUGGCCUCCGGCUGGUCAUGAGCCAUGGCCCAUAUGUCAAGCUCAUUGCUGGCUUCCUCUUCACUUCCCUGGCCUUCAUGCUGGUGGAAGGGAACUUCGCCUUGUUUUGCACCUACACUUUGGGCUUCCGCAAUGAGUUCCAGAAUCUACUCCUGGCCAUCAUGCUCUCGGCCACAUUCACCAUUCCCAUCUGGCAGUGGUUCCUAACUCGGUUUGGCAAGAAGACAGCUGUGUACAUUGGAAUCUCAUCAGCAGUGCCAUUUCUUAUCUUGGUGGCCCUCAUGGAGAGUAACCUGAUUGUCACUUAUGUGGUAGCUGUGGCAGCCGGCAUCAGUGUGGCAGCUGCCUUCUUGCUGCCCUGGUCCAUGCUGCCUGAUGUCAUUGAUGACUUCCACCUGAAGCAACCCCACUCCCAUGGAACCGAGCCCAUAUUCUUCUCCUUCUAUGUCUUUUUCACCAAGUUUGCCUCUGGAGUUUCGCUGGGCAUCUCCACCCUCAGUCUCGAUUUUGCUGGGUACAAGACUCGUGGCUGUUCCCAGCCAGCACGUGUCAAGCUUACACUGAAGAUGCUGGUGACCAUGGCUCCCAUAGUUCUCAUCCUGCUGGGCCUGCUGCUCUUCAAGCUGUACCCGAUUGACGAAGAAAAGCGACGGCAGAACAAGAAGGCUUUGCAAGCCCUGAGGGACGAGGCCAGCAGCUCGGGCUGCUCUGACACAGACUCUACAGAGCUGGCCAGCAUCCUCUAG